Xenia sp. Carnegie-2017 is the source of this 936-nucleotide messenger RNA. Its product is annotated as protein ADP-ribosylarginine hydrolase-like. The transcript is spliced from 3 exons. The coding region runs from base 1 to 936 and encodes 311 amino acids. The record is from RefSeq and is a predicted model, not a curated record. NCBI's taxonomy places the organism in Eukaryota, Metazoa, Cnidaria, Anthozoa, Malacalcyonacea, Xeniidae.
AUGGCUUAUGAAAAUACGGUCGAAUUAUUAGAGAAAUACGAAGCAGUUAUGGUUCUCAGUGGAGUGUUGGAUGCUCUAGGUUAUAAGAAUGGUUUGUGGGAAUUCUGUUACAGUGGUACUCAAAUUCAUGAAGAACUAGAAAAACUCGGAGGACUUGAUAAAAUUGACAUUAAAGAAUGGAGGAUUAGUGACGACACUGUACUACACAUUGCUACAGCAGAAGCAAUGGACAACAACGGAAGAGUUAUUGAGCAUUAUGGCUACAAAGUACAAGAAGACAUGUGCUGUGCUGAGGAUAUGUGGGAAAGAGCUCCUGGUCAGACCACAACAAAGGCAUGUUUCAUGUUACAACGUCUUGAGGAAAAAGGUUACAUUAUACCAUUUAAUGAACGUGGUGGCGGAUGUGGUGCAGCUAUGAGAUCCAUGUGUAUAGGUUUGAUGUUUCCUUGUGAAGAUCAAAUUGAAAUGUUAAUUGAAAUUUCUGUUGAAAGUGGAAGGAUGACUCAUAAUCAUCCCACAGGUUAUCUUGGGGCUGUUACUGCAGCUUUAAAUACAGCCUAUGCUAUACAGAAGAUAGUGUUUUACCCAAAAAUGAGUGAACCAACGUUUCCAGUGACAUAUAACAUACCUGAACGUGAUGCUUUUUAUAAAUCUGUGAGUUAUGCAGGUUGGGGUGGGUCCAGUGGUCAUGAUGCACCAAUGAUUGCUUACGAUGCUUUGAUGAUGGCAAAAGAUUCCUGGUUUCAAUUGUGUUCUUGUUCUAUGUUUCAUGGUGGAGAUAGUGACAGUACAGGAAUAUUGGCUGCAGCAUGGUGGGGUGGUAUGUAUGGUAUGAAAGGUGUACCCCUUGGAAAUUAUAGGAACCUGGAAUAUGGUCUUAGGCUUAUAGAGCUGAGUAAAAAUAUACUGAAUGCAUUGAAAAAAAUUAGAAAAUGA